Molecule: messenger RNA, 1657 nt
Organism: Gallus gallus (chicken)
Lineage: Eukaryota; Metazoa; Chordata; Aves; Galliformes; Phasianidae
Gene: CALR3
Product: calreticulin 3
Exons: 9
Coding region: 44-1306 (420 amino acids)
Biological process (GO): protein folding
Cellular component (GO): endoplasmic reticulum; endoplasmic reticulum membrane
Molecular function (GO): calcium ion binding
Source: RefSeq, marked validated
GAGGGCGCGCCGGCCGGAGGCGCGAAGCCGUUGUGGUGUGAGAAUGAUGGCGGCCGGGCCUGGAGCGCCGCGCGGGGGCGGGCCAGUCAGCGUCGUGCUGUGGCUAGGGAUCCUUGGGGCUGUGCUGGGGACUGCCCAGGCUGCGGUGUAUUUCCGGGAGCAGUUUCUGGACGGAGGCGGUUGGCGGAAGCGCUGGGUGAGCUCUGAGUCCAGGCCAGACCUCGGGACGUUUCAGCUCUCUGCUGGGAAGUUCUACGGGGAUCCUGUGAGAGACAGAGGUCUACAAACAAGUGAAAACUCCAAGUUUUAUGCGAUCUCCUCACGAUUUAAGCCAUUUAGUAACAAAGGGAAGACUCUGGUCAUUCAGUAUACUGUGAAACAUGAGCAGAAGAUAGAUUGUGGUGGGGGAUAUGUAAAGAUUUUUUCCUCGGACUUGGAUCAGAAGAACCUGAGUGGAGCUUCCCCAUACUACAUCAUGUUUGGGCCAGAUAUUUGUGGAUCUGAGACAAAGAAGGUCCAUGUUAUUUUAAAUUACAAGAAUAAACUUCACCCAAUCAAGAAACCAAUCAGAUGUAAGGUUGAUGGAUAUACACAUCUGUAUACUUUAAUCAUAAGGCCAGAUCAGACUUAUGAAGUAAAGAUUGAUAACGAAGUGGCAGCUUUGGGCAACUUAGAGGAUGAUUUGGAUUUCUUGCCACCAAGGAAAAUUAAUGAUCCAGCAGUGAAGAAACCCAGUGAUUGGGAUGAUCGAGCCCACAUUGAUGAUCCAAAUGACAUCAAACCUGAGGAUUGGGAUGAACCUGAGUAUAUUAUGGAUACUAGUGAUGAGAAACCAGAAGACUGGGAUCAUGCUGUGCAUGGAGAGUGGAGUUAUCCUAUGGUCAAGAAUCCUCUGUACAAAGGAGUGUGGAAACCAAGACAGAUUGAUAACCCAAACUAUAGAGGUGUUUGGCCUCAUCCUCAGAUUGACAAUCCGCAUUACUCACCAGACUACAAUAUCUACAGCUAUGAAAACAUUGGUGCCAUUGGACUAGAUAUCUGGCAGGUGAGAGCUGGCACAAUUUUUGACAAUUUCUUGAUAACGGAUGAUGAGGACUAUGCAGAAGACUUUGGAGAUGAAACGUGGGGAGAAACAAAGGAUCCUGAAAAGGAAAUGAACAUAAGGCAGGCUGAAGAGGAGCAGCAAAGAGAAAGGGUCGCGGAAGAAGAAUACUUUGAGCAGUGGCUUAAGAAAAAACAAGGGGGAAAAAGAGAAUCUCAAAAAGAUAGAACAAAGAAGAGCCCUAUCGGGAAAGAGGAGCUUUAAUUGUUUGAAAGAUGCUCACAUCACUCUGUGAGGACUUUGAUGUUUUGUUGGAGUCUGCACUGUGAAGCUGUAUCGACAGGACGUUUUUAAUGGUCAUUUUAAAUUUGUGAACGCUUUCAGUUACUUUUCAGAAAAAUACCACCAUGUAGUAAUUAUUUUAACUACUAGAAGGGUAACUUUUAUUAAAUAUAUUUUAGCUGUGUUAAGAUAACCAUUUUGUUUCGAUGUUUUGAAACUCUUACACUUUGUUGUGAUUUAAUAUUAAAUGUAAAUUCAUGGUAACUUUUGAGGAGAUAUCAAAAUAAGCUUUGUUUCAUUAAAGGCUUCUAUGUGAAGCAUUUUCAAACUGAA